AUGGACGCCAUCGAGCCCAUGCCUGGUGGUGGCGGCAGACUAAAUCCGGAGCUCGGUGGCUUGGCCGCUGCAGACGAUGCACCCGUCACGGGCGGUGGCGACAGGGAGAAGCCGGACGAGGUCGCCGCCGCGGGUGAGCUCCAUGCGUUGCCACUGUUCAUACUGCCGCUGCCACUGCCGGCGCCCCAGUUGAUACCGCUCGUCGUAGCAGGAGGUGACGUCGUGGUGGGCAGCGACGGCGUCAUGGCCGACCAUGCGGAUGCACUGCUGACGGCCGUGCUGCCCGCCGAGGUCGUGGUUGGGUUCAUGGGCCGGGCCGGCAGCGCUGUCGAGAACUGUGUCGACGAGGGCGUCAUGGCAGCAAAGCUAUUGAGGUCCGGCGUCACGGUGCGGAACGCCGGCUGCUGUUGUGGUUUUGGGGCUGGUGGUGCUUGUGCUGUUGUCGGCGUCGGCGUGGGUGUGGACCACGAAAACGCGGGUGCUGCGGAGGCAGCGGCCGACGCAGUGGCCCGUGGUGUCGUGCUUCGGUUACCGCCGAGGUUCGGCGACAGUCGUCUGGCGCUCGCUGCUGGUGUCGCGUCCCAGCCGCCGUCCAUCAAAGCAUCGCCACCCAGGCCGCCGCCACCUGUCUUGCCCUUGACCAGCCGCUCAAAGUCGUCUUCCACAUCGCCGCCGCCGCCGCCGCCGCCGCCGCUGCCACCCCCGACAUCAAAGGCGGAACCGCCGAUCCCGGCACCAAACGACGAAAAUUCGUCCAUGAGGGCAGCGUUUCCAUUCAAAGAGGAGUGGGCGGCAGCCGCGUCGGCGCCUGACAGUUCCUGCAGCUUGCGCACCUGCUCGUCCUCGACGCGUGACGACAGCGUCUUGAUCAGCUUCAUAAACGCCUGGAACUGCUUCAGGUUCAAGAGCGGGCCCAGGCUCAUGGUCCACAGCACAGGCAAGAGCUCAAACGCGACAAAGUCGGCGUCGACGAUGCCCCCAACGACACGCAAGACGUUCAGCGCCUCCAUCAUCACAGCGGGCUCUUUGGUCUUGAUGCCCUUGAUCAGUGGCACAAUCUUUUCCUGCAUGGUGUACUUGUCGAGCGCCGUCGACGUGGACGUGCCGCGCUUGGACUCGCUGCUGCUCAGUCCGUCGAGGCCGUCGCCUCCGCCCAGCUCUGUGCUGUCGGGCGAGCCGCCACACAGAAUGACAAAUGCCUGCAGACCGCGGAUUUUAAUAGCCAGGCUGCUCGUUUUGCUAAAGAUGGCAGCCACGACGGGGAACAGCUCGUGCUUGAUCGUGCUAAAGUCAAGCACGGGGAGCAUGGCCGGCACACUGCGCAGCGCCGCGUCAACAACCGCCGGCGUGGGCGAGUCGAGUGCCGUCGCGACGAUGGGCAAGACGUCGUCUUUGAAUUCCUUGCCGGUCGUGUUGUCUGUGAUGAUCACCAGCCGGUCCAGCACGACCAUGAGGCUUGCAUCGCGCGACGGGUCGCGCUCUUGCGGCGUGUUCUUGUGGUUGGCGGUCGCCGCCGCUGCUCCAGGCACCAAAAAGUGCUCCUUGAGACACGGCAGCACGCGGUCGGAAAAGACGCGCUUGGCCGACGGCAGCAGCUCCACAAUCCUAAACACAUUCUGCAAAAUCUGCGGCGCCAGCUCGCGGUCCUUCAUCUCGUCGAGCAGAGCAGGCAGCACCUUCUUUUCCAUGACCGACUUGGGGAACGACGGCAGCACCUUGUUGAGCCCGCGCAUAAACGACGACUUUUCACCGUGCGUCUUGGCCGGAAAGGCGUCCAGGAACCGAAUGGUCGACACCAGGAUGUUGUCAAAGUACUCGCUCGUCUGGAACUCCUUUGCCGUGAGACGCUGCGCGGGUCGCCGUGCAAUCAGGCGCGGCAGCACGUGCACAGCCAGCUCGCGUGGCAGCGGUCGUGACGACAGGUAG
Sporothrix schenckii 1099-18 is the source of this 1926-nucleotide messenger RNA. RefSeq lists its product as uncharacterized. The coding region runs from base 1 to 1926 and encodes 641 amino acids. The transcript has a single exon. Lineage: Eukaryota; Fungi; Ascomycota; Sordariomycetes; Ophiostomatales; Ophiostomataceae. The record is from RefSeq and is a predicted model, not a curated record.